AUGAAGGUUUCGACUUUAUCUGCCAUUUCCAUGGCCUGGUGGAUUGCAAGAUCAAGUGCAUCACCUGCAGCCGUGGAUUUCAACAAACGGGCAGACACCGAUAAGAAAACGCCCGAAAAAUCAGAUGCCAAAGAAGCGCUUCCUGAUACUCUCACUAUCGAUACUUUCGACCAGUUUACUUCGGAGCAUCUUACAUUUGUGGAAUUUUUCUCACCUUACUGCUCGCACUGUAAGGAUCUAGCGCCCAAGUGGGCCGAAGCCUUCCACCUUACAAAAGAAGAUCAGAACUCUCUAGACAUUCACAUGAGGCAGGUGGAUUGCGUGAAGAGUGGAGACCUCUGUGAACGAGAAGGAAUUAAUGCAUACCCGAACUUGAGAGUAUACAAGCCAGUAGAAAAUGCAGAGGGAAAAACUGGUAAGUCAAGUUUUGUGGACAGUUUCCCUAGGGCAUUGACGAGAACUCCAGAAAACUUCCACAAGUUCUUAAUUAACAUGGCUGCCGAAUACAAUACUGGUGGCUUGAACAUGCCAAGUGCAUCUCAGGAACUUGACAUUGACUUUUCCAUGAAAAUGAUUGCUGGAGAAUUAGGGGACCCUUACUUCGUCACCAUGUUCUCGUCUAAAUCGGAGGAGUGGAAGAAUGGCAAGUUUGGCGACAGUUGCAUGGACUGUCGGGAAACAAAAUUGGUGUGGGAUAAAUUGUCCAAUCUCAUAGUCAGCUCGGCCAAAACGGGCCACAUCAACUGUCUUGACCAUCCUACUUUGUGUAAGAAGCUUGGAUAUUCGGACUUGGCAUCCGUGGACUCCUUUACUGCGCCCCGGUUCGCCAUGUUUGUCCCUAAAGCCUCGGGACUUAUCCGUUUCGACUUUGAAGAAGAACCAACACUUGAAAAGUUGAAGCAGUUUGCAACCAAACUCAGCCAUAACUCGAAAUAUGAAGAAAUUUCUGCUAGAGACUUGGAAGACUAUGACUAUUUAGUCACCGAAAUACCUACCAAGCCAACUGAUAAGAAAUUCCCGUUGAGUAACAGAAUUGCAUUAGUGUUUCAUUAUGACAAGAAAAAGGUCUCACCAGAGGAUAAAGCCAUUAUGCCAUAUCUUCUCGAGAUGGCUACGAAGUCCCCUUUUAACAUCAAUUUGUUUGCUUCCAAAAGUCCUAAGUUUGAAGAAAUGAUUGACAACCAGGGCCAUGCUAUUCUUGAGUAUGUGAACUCUGAUCCAUCUUUCGAGAAUAGAAAUUUCAACAAGCAGAUGCAUCUCGCCACAACCUUGACUGCUACACCUACACUUUACAUUUUCAAGGAGAACUCAUUGAUUCCUGCAAUCUACCAGAAUUUUGCAAUUGAAGACAUGAGAAAGCCUGAGAAAAUUCAGGAGUUCAUUAACAUUCACCAAUAUCCUUUGUAUGGGGAGUUAACUCCCGAUUUGAUGAAGGCCUAUUUCACGGAAAAGAAGUCCAAAAAUCCUCGUGGCUCGAAAGUCGUGGUGACGUUUUUAGAUACAUCAGAUGACAAUCUUGUCAAGGAGGCUUUAUUCAAUGUGUCUAUGGUUGCACACCAGUAUAACGUCUUAAAGAAGGAGUAUUAUUUCAAUGAUCUUGUUGAGCAAAGAGAUGCAAAAACCGACAGAGUGAAGGCACUCAAAGCCAAGAACGUUGAUUCUGUUACAAUCAUUCAGGAAAUGCGUACCGAAAUCCCUCAUUUGUUUGAUCACAACGAUGUCCUCUUCACUUUCAUUGACAUUAAGAAAUACCCAAAUUUUGCCAAAGACGCAGGCUGGGACAUCAACAACCAUGGUUACAAGGCUGGUGAUAGCAUUAUUGUGUCCAAGAGCCGCGACUUUUAUUGGGAUUCGUCAUUGUCUGGUGGACGCUUGACAAAUAACCCAAGUGAGUUGCGUCCAGUUUUGGAAUACCUUUUGGAUAAAAAGCUUGCUGGUACUAAGGACGUGUCGAAGUUCAAAACAAGAUUGGCAGACUCACCUUAUCACCCAAGCUUAAGGUUGGUUGACACUAUUCAUCAACAUGGAAUCAUAGGAUACCUAAUCUUCGGUCUCUCAGCAAUCUUGGUGUACUGUGGUGCUCGCGUGUUGGUGAAAAAGAGAAGAGCGAGCCCCUCGGGACUUAGAAGGGGCCUUAUAGGCGAAGAGAAGAGCGAUUAG
Messenger RNA from Sungouiella intermedia, 2160 nucleotides. Lineage: Eukaryota; Fungi; Ascomycota; Pichiomycetes; Serinales; Metschnikowiaceae. The record is from the annotation of a GenBank genome assembly.